UACCAACAAAAAUUUUGUUUAUUAACCAAAAAAAAAAAAAAUUUGUUUGAAUUUCCAAAGAGGUGAUUUCCUUACUACAAGAAAGACCCUGUUUUAGCAAAAUGGAAGGGGAUGGUUUUGCAAAGGGAAAAUGAGCCAAAAAUGUUAAUUGGACUUUGGUACUAUUGAAUUACGCUUAUUAGCCUUACCAAAAACGUGAUACUGCCCUGGAAAACCCCAUUCAAGUUCAACACCAUGUUUGUCCUAAACCCUUCCCCGCCAUUUUUUCAGGUCACAAUUCGUACCCCUCAGCUGUGCUAUCAGCAGUUCCACCACUAUCCUCCAUUUCUUAAUGUUGUUAAUUCAAUUCCACCCCAAUUUGACAAGAGGGUUUCUGAAUUCACCACUAAAGCAACCCAAAAACACCAAUUUAAGAUGCCAAAUUUUGAACAUCUCGAUGAAGAAGAAUAUGAUUCUGAUGAAGAGGAUGACGAGGAGGAUGCGGGUGAGUUUUCUGGAAGAAGAGGGUUCAAGGGAGAGGAAGAUGGCAAAGAUUAUGAUAAAGACCCUGAGUUUGCAGAUAUUCUUGGGAGUGUUGUGGAUAACCCUGAAAAAGCUAGGACCAAAAUGGAAGAGAGGUUGAGAAAGAAAAGGAACAGAAUUUUACACACGAAAACUGGUUCGGCAACCCCUAUGAAGGUGACAUUUAAGAAGUUUGAAUUCUCAAAUUCAUACAUAUGGUUUGAAUUCUAUCAUGCUCCUCUGGAGAAAGAUGUAGCCUUGAUUUGCGAUACAAUUCGAUCAUGGCACAUUGUUGGACGACUCGGAGGAUGCAAUUCAAUGAAUAUGCAAGUAAAAUGCCAGAUUUACUUUUUUCUUGAUUGCAUGUUCAAAUUGAAUUUUCAUAUGGUUGCAGUAUACAAUCAAUAUAUCCUGUUUUUCUCAGGCUUGUGUUAUAUAAAUAUAUAGAUCAGGAAAGUAAUCGCAAUUAAUCUGGGAAGUAAGAUUCUGUGUUCAUUGAUUGGUGUUGUCCAAACCUUUCUUGUUUGGGCAGUUGUCACAAUCUCCUUUGGAUAAAAGACCAAGUUAUGAUGCUGUUCAAGGAGCAAAUGUCUCACCAACUACAUUUUAUAACAUUGGAGAUCUUGAAGUUCAAGAUAAUCUAGCUCGCAUAUGGUAGCUUAAACUUACUGUAAUCGGGAUUUGAUCUAUAAUAUCUUGUCUGAUGUGAAAAUAUUGAGCAACCCUGUUUCUGAGAAGUCAGCUAUCAAUUUUGCAGGGUUGAUAUUGGGACAAGUGAACCGAUGCUUCUAGACGUUUUAAUUAAUGCCUUGACCCAGAUUAGCUCUGAGUAAGAUCAAAAUUUUUUUUUCUCUGAACAGUUCAUUUUAUUCUAGCCAAUCUGCGCCUCAUCUAGCUACAAUUUCUUAAUCGACAUAUUUUCCAUGUUGUAGGACCAACUUAACUUACUGAUUUCUUUCUAUUUUUGGGUAAAACCUAUGGUUGUGUUAUGGAUGAGAGGCAAAAAAUCAUCUGUCUAAAUGUAGGCGUGCUCACUGGCUUCAUUGAUCUCCUGUUUCUUGUUUAUCAGCUAUUUGGGGAUCAAGCAAGUGGUAUUUGGCGGAGCUGAAUUUGAGAAUUGGAUUGAGAACUACACAUCAGAGGAUGCUGGUUGUAGCGUUCACAAAAUUUAAGCAGCUAGUAGCUGAAUACCAUACCUGUGAGUGAUUCCCAUGGUCAGUAACCAGAUUCCUCAUCCUAUGAGUGUUGCCCGUGGCAUACUACUGGAAAGAAGAAUGCAAGACUAACAGGCAGUGAAAGAUGAUGCUAUUUCAUGAAACAGUCUUGGCAUUGUUCUUCAGCCAAUGCAAGUGUGGGAGGAAAGAAAGUAGAACCAAUCAGUUACCCUCACCAGAAGAGAUAAUUUCUUGCCAAAUUUCAAGGGGAUGAUGAGAUCAGGCUGUGAGAUGAUGUGUUUUUGUGAGGCUUUAUAUCGGUAGCAUGUCAUGUAACAUCUAUUCUCAGGGUCUAACACAGUCCUUACCAUUUGAGCCUGUUACAUGCAAUUUUCCUCAAAUUAUACAUAUUAGUCCCGCAUAGUCGGUUUAAUGUUUUUAUUGUUGUGGAAGUCAGGUUUAUUUUUCAUUUCUCCGCUACCUUCCUCGCCAGAAGCACAGUCGAGAACCGUCUCUUAUGAUGUAAACAAUAUGCACUUUAGUGCCAUUGUUGCGAGCAUAC
Messenger RNA from Oldenlandia corymbosa var. corymbosa, 2217 nucleotides. Lineage: Eukaryota; Viridiplantae; Streptophyta; Magnoliopsida; Gentianales; Rubiaceae. The record is from the annotation of a GenBank genome assembly.